Molecule: messenger RNA, 3609 nt
Organism: Cordyceps militaris CM01
Lineage: Eukaryota; Fungi; Ascomycota; Sordariomycetes; Hypocreales; Cordycipitaceae
Product: DDHD domain protein
Exons: 12
Coding region: 1-3609 (1202 amino acids)
Biological process (GO): DNA damage response
Cellular component (GO): cytoplasm
Molecular function (GO): single-stranded DNA binding; metal ion binding; glycerophospholipase activity
Source: RefSeq, a predicted model, not a curated record
AUGAGCACGAAAGACCAAGGGUCGCCUAAUGGCACGCCCAAGAGCGAAGAACAUCAAGAAACACCAUACUGGAGCUCGGCGUUGAGCUCGAUCGGAAUAUGGAAUGGCGCCAAGCCAUCCUUGGGGACUCAAACUGGAAAAGAGGCCGCGGGAGAAGCGAAUGCGCCCAAACCCACUACCGCAACCGACCACAUCACCACCCCAUUCCACGGGCAAAGCGUCCGAAGCUACCCCCAACACUGUCCGCCCCUCAAAGUCCAAUGGUUCCACGCCGUUGACGUUCCGAAGAGGACCACGUUGCCGCCGUUUGAGGUAAAAGAUUCCAGCGCAACCAAAGCGCCUGCAAAGCCCAAGAAAUUUUCCGCAUUCUCCACAGAAGACUCCAGGAGAAUCGAAGCUCGGUACCAAAGCCUCCUCGAAUCCGACGAGGAGCUACGCAGUAGGAAUGGACGCAAGGAGCACAAAUCGCAGUGCAGUACCAGUGACCCCACGCCCAAGAACACCCACGUGCCAGUGAAUGAAGAUUUCUUGUUCGAUGUCAGCAUUCAACGGCGGGAGCUUUGCCCAGUAUACUGGCUUGGUCCCGUUUACGAGGUUCGCCGGGGGACUUGGUUUUUCCAGGAUAGCUCUAAUUUGAGGCCAUGCGAAGAGAAUCUUGCUGCGCAGUUGGAAGAAGGUUAUUUGAAAACGAAGGCAUGGGUCGAACCAGACACGAAUCCCGACCUGAAGCAGGAUAGUGCUAGCAUCUCCGCGAUGGGGAAUGAGGACUUGGUCGUGGCUGCAACCAAAAGUAAACUGGAAACCGAGGCAAAACAGACCAAGCUGAAAUCGUACCGCCUCUUUGGAGCCUACAUGAACAAUACUGUCACGUAUGAAGAUGGAAGCACUGCUUGGCUGGUUUCGGAUGGCGUCUUGUCGUGGGUAGCGACGUCCGUUUACGAGCGCUUCGCAGGAGGCGGCCACAUGAGUGGUGUCAAGCUGGUCAGAGGUUAUUCAGACCAGAGCAAAGCCAAAGAAAAGGAAAAGGGCGAAAAGAAGAAAUCGACAGCUGACAAUGACGAUAGAAUAGUGCCGGAAAGCAUGCCAUCAAACGUAGAUGCGGCCGCGAGCGGUAAAUCAUACGCCGUGGGGAAGGCGCCUCUGACCAGUGAGGCCAUGCUACAGAGUAGACUCUCCACUAUCAUAGAGAGUGAAGACCGUCGCACAGCAACAGGCGAGAAUGAAGUGCGAAAGCUCAGCGAAGAAGAGAUGCGCCAUGACUACCUUACUCAAAAUGGCGAAUCGCAGAAUCGAGAUAUCGAGCACCUAGUGCUCGUCACGCAUGGAAUCGGGCAGCGACUGGGCCUAAGGACGCAGAGUGUCAACUUUAUCCAUGACGUCAAUGUCUUGCGCAAGACCCUGAAGGGUGUGUACACAAACUCACCAGACCUACGCUCUAUGAACAUGGACGAGGGCGACGGACCGGGAAAUUGUCGCAUGCAAGUUUUACCAGUUUGUUGGCGCCACAAAGUUGAAUUUCCCAGAGGAAGGAAAAGGAAAACGCAAGCCGACGAGAGGGAUGUUGCCGAAGCCUAUGAGGAGGAAGAAAAGUACCCGACACUAGAGGAUAUCACAAUAGACGGCGUUUCGUUUGCGCGAGCGCUUAUCUCUGACCUGGCUCUCGAUGUUCUUCUUUACCAGAGCUCGUACAGGGCCGAGAUUGCGCAAACCGUGAUUGAGGAGUCGAACCGCAUCGUUGCUUUAUUUCGGCAGCGGAACCCUGGAUUCAGAGGUAAAAUUCACCUUGUUGGCCACUCUCUAGGCUCUGCCAUCUUGUUCGACAUUCUUUGUCGUGAGAACAGGCAGCGUCGCGGUGGCUCAAGACCGAACCCACUACGUUUCUUGCCUCACCAUGAUCCCUCGCGAUUCGAGGCGGACGAUACGCUAGACUUUGAUGUGGAAGAUUUCUACUGCCUAGGGUCGCCGAUUGGCUUGUUCCAAAUGCUUACUGGCAGAACCAUCGCCGCGCGCCAGGCAGAGCGUGCUAUUCCCAAAGCAGGCUUGACCAGUACGAUAGACUCAGAAAACAUGGACAGUAGCUUUGUUGCUGAUUCCGGAUAUGCGACCUCCCGGCCGGAUGUACAGCAGCUCUUCAAUAUUUUCUAUCCCUCCGACCCAAUCAGUUACCGCUUAGAGCCUCUCAUUGCGCCCUUCAUGGCUUCUAUGAAACCACACAAUCUCCCAUAUACAAAGAAGGGCCUUUUCGGUGUGGUAGGAUCCCAAGGAUUUACUGGAAUCGGAACAAAAGUCGGCCAGAGCGUCAGCGGGCUCUUUGCCAGCUUAAGUACUGGAAUAUCGACGAAUCUGCUACCCGCCUCGCUCCGCAUUACCAGUGAGGAGGUUGAAGUUAUAAUGAAAGAGAAUGCAACCUCAGAAACAUCGGCUGUGUCGAUGCCAAAGGAAAAACAAGUGGAAGGGAGGGAGGUUGACAGCGAGAGUCGGAAUGUAGAUGAUGAGGAGGCACUAUUGGCAAACCAGAGCAGCCAAAUUGCUACAUUAUACUCACGAUUCCAGAUGAGCGAUGAGCGCAGCGAAGAAGCUUCCAAAGAUCCGAAUGGUGAGGGCAAAGACCGCAAGACCCACAAACAGCGCAUGGCUCAGAGGAAAGUCUGGGCACUGAAUCGUAAUGGACGCGUCGAUUUCAGUAUUCAGGAGGGAGCUCUCGAUUUCAGUCCCAUUAGCACAAUUGCCUCUCACAUUGGCUACUGGGGGGAGGAGGACCGGCCCUCCGAGAUCCGGCAAAUCAUCGAAGAUGCGGGCAUGUCGGUGGAAGAUGCGCCGGAGGACGGUGGAAGCGAUGCACCUAGACAGUCUUACAACUUUGCGCCCGGGCACUACGGAGCCGUGUACCGGGCCGAUACGCCGGAUCACGGUGCCGGACCAGCUCCGAACGGAGUAGCCGAUGCUGUCCAGGACCGGCACGACCAGAAGGCGAGCUACAAGCUGCAAACUAUGAAAUGGGGUCUGAUUCCAUCCUGGUCCAAGCGCAACCCCGACUAUGCUUCCAUGCUCAAGACUAUCAAUUGCCGCUCUGAUUCUCUGAGCACAGCGGGUGGGCUGUGGUCUACUAUGAAGGCGCGGAAGCGUUGCGUUGUCAUUGCGCAAGGAUUUUACGAGUGGCUCAAGACUGGGCCCAAGGACAAGUUGCCUCACUUUAUCAAAAGAGCAGAUGGCCAGCUGAUGUACUUUGCCGGCUUGUGGGACUGCGUGCAAUACGAAGACUCGGACGAAAAGCAUUACACCUUUACAAUCAUCACCACGGAUUCAAACAAGCAGCUGAAAUUUCUACACGACCGCAUGCCCGUUGUCCUAGAGCCCGGAUCUGAUGCCAUGUUAGAAUGGCUAGACCCCAACAAGUACGAGUGGUCGAGGCACUUGCAGUCAUUGCUACAGCCUUUUGCUGGCGAUGUGGAAGUGUACCCAGUGGACAAGGACGUAGAGAACGCGCGCACUGACAGUAAUAACACGACAUAUGGCGCGACAGUAAUUAUUUCGAACACGACAUAUGGCGCGGUGGCGAUACGUGGCAUCCAGCCGACGGACCUACUCGCCUGCUCCAACCGCAUGUAG